AUGUCCAAUACACCACUGGAUCAAUUGACAAACGGCGUCCAGAACCUUGGACUAGCCGAUCAACAACAACAACAACAAAUCGGAGGUCAAGCACCUGUUCAUUCAAAGAAAAAAAGACCAGCUAGAGCUUACCACAACUUGAACACUGCUCCAGGUGCUGCUGCUGCUGCUUCCCAAUUCCAAGCUUCAAACCCACAAGCUUUCGGUAAUAGCGCUGCUUUACAACAACCUUUCCAAACACCAUUGGGUUAUCCAAGUCCUGCUGCUUCAUCAUUAGCAGGUACCCCAUCAGCAUUCACUCCAGAUGUUAGUGGUAUCCCUUCACAAUUUGCACAAGCUCCAAUUGCUCCUGUACCGACAAACGGUCAAGAUGCAUCAGGUUCUUUAUCAGUCCCUUAUCAAAGAAAAUUACAAGAAGCUGAAUAUGCAACAAAUACUUUCAAGUCAUUUGAGAAUGUUCUACCACCUACUUCAACAACUAAAUAUGUUUCCAUUGAUCAAGGUUGUGCAAUUCCAAAAUUCAUGAGAUUAUCAAUGUAUAACGUUCCAUCAAGUGAAGCUUUAAGAAACUCAACCAAAUUACCACUAGGUCUGACAGUACGUCCAUUUGCACCACUAGAAUAUAAUGAAGAACCAGUUCCAGAAGUUGAUCUUACACCUAUUGGUGGACCACCUCGUUGUCGUCGCUGUCGUACUUAUAUCAACCCUGGAAUGACAUUCACACAUGAACAGAAAGUUAUCUGUAAUAUGUGUAAGUUUGCAACACCAAUUCCAACUGAAUAUCAAUCACCAUUGGAUGCAACUGGUCGCAGAAUUGAUUUCUUACAAAGACCCGAACUACAUUUGGGGACUGUUGAUUUCAUUGUCCCUGAAACGUAUUGGUCAGAAGAAGGAGUUGAGCCAAGCUCAUUACAUCAUGUCUUUUUGAUUGAUGUUAGUGCAACUAAUGAUAUUAUAAGAUCUACAACAGAAGCUAUUAGAUCCACUUUGGAUAAAUUACCACCGUUCGUGAAAGUUGCCAUCAUAACCUAUGAUCAAAGAGUUCAGUUCUAUAAUUUGAAAUCAGAACAGAGCCAAGUACAUGUUGCAUCAGAUCUUGAAGAUCCAUUUGUUCCAAUUUAUGAUGGAUUAUUUGUUGAUCCUCAAGAAUAUGUCUUCCAAAUAAAUGAUGCAUUGAAUAAGAUUGAUGAGUUAUAUUUUGAAUAUAAAUCACCAGAAGUUGCUUAUGGCGCUGCUUUGAAAUAUGCACUUUAUGCAUUGGGGACUGUUGGUGGAGGUAAAGUCACUGCAACAUUAUCGAAAUUACCAAGUUGGGGACCAGGUACUUUGACCAAUCCAAAUGAUAAAGAUAAUGGAACUGAUACUUUUAAAUCAGAAAAUACCUAUUAUAAUAAAUUAGCUGAUGAAUAUAUCAAGAUGAAUGUUGGUUUAGAUUUGUUUGUUAUUACAAGAAGUUCAGUGGAUUUAAUUAAUUCGUCAAUAAUCACAAACAAAACUAGUGGAUUAUUAAAACUUUAUUCAAAUUACCAACCAGAAAGGGAUGAGAUUCAAUUUAAUGAAGAUUAUAAGAAGGCUAUAUUGAGUACUCGUGGUUAUCAAGGACAACUGAAAGUUCGUUGUUCUGCAGGCUUACAAGUUGCUAAAUAUUAUGGUAAUUUUGAUUCAAAAACCACUAACGAUCCAAAAUUGCCAGUACUAAGUUCUGAACAACAAUAUUCUGUCUUGUUUUCAUAUGAUGAGAAGAUAAAUACCAAAGAAGAUGCCCAUUUCCAAGCUGCUCUAUUAUACACAGGAUUAGAUGGUAAAAGAAGAGUAAGAGUUAUUAAUUCCGUUGUAGCUAUUACUAGUGAUGUUGCUGAAGUGUUUUCAUUUGCAGAUCAAGAUGUUGUAUUGGAUAUUAUUAUUAAAGAUUGUCUAAGUUAUCUAAGCAAACAACACCCAACAGAGAUUAAAUUAACAACAACUAAUAAAUUAGUUGAAGUGUUUACACAAUAUCGUGGAUUAGCAGUUCAAAAUAACUUGAUGCCAACAGAAUUAGUUUUCCCAGAUAGUUUAAAGACAUUAAUUGCAUAUAUUUCAUCAUUUCAAAAAUCCAAAAUUUUCAAAACUUCUAUACCAAACAAUCCGAAAAUUUAUGAUUAUUAUGAAUUAAAUUCUUUACCAUUAGAUAAAAUGUUGUUGAAAUUAUAUCCAAGAAUUAUUGGAUUGCAUAACUUAGAUGAAAAAGAUUGUUUAUAUGAUGAUGUUAGUGGAUACUUUAACCUAUCAAUCAAUUCAAGAGCCGCAUCAAAAGAUCUUGAAUAUGGUGGUGCAUAUUUUAUUUUCAAUGGUGAAAAAUUAUAUUUAUGGAUCCAUAAUGCAGUUAAUCCAUUAUUAUUGAAUGAUUUAUUAGGAGUGGAGAAAUUAGAAGAAUUAGCAUAUUUUAAGAAUGAUUUACCAGAAUUAAAUACUCAUGUUUCAUUACAAGCUAGGAAUCUUGUUGAAUAUUAUAAAAAUUUGUUAGGUUUUGAAAACUUGACAUUUCAAUUAGUUCGUGUUGGUAUUGAUGGAUCUGAGUUUGAAAUUGGAGAUCAAUUAGUUGAAGAUAGAGCCAUUGAUAAGACUCAAGGAUUUGAUGAAUUUUUAGUAAAUAUUCAUAAACAAAUAAGAGAUAGAUUAGAGAAUGACAAGGUUAUCAAAGCCAGUGAACCAAAACAUGAUGAUAGUACAUUAAGCCAAAGAUUUGUUCAUUUUUAA
Hansenula anomala is the source of this 2736-nucleotide messenger RNA. RefSeq names its product Sfb3p (gene SFB3). Lineage: Eukaryota; Fungi; Ascomycota; Saccharomycetes; Phaffomycetales; Wickerhamomycetaceae. Gene Ontology annotation, molecular function: zinc ion binding; SNARE binding. The record is from RefSeq and is a predicted model, not a curated record. Gene Ontology annotation, cellular component: endoplasmic reticulum exit site; COPII vesicle coat. Gene Ontology annotation, biological process: intracellular protein transport; endoplasmic reticulum to Golgi vesicle-mediated transport; COPII-coated vesicle cargo loading. Bases 1 to 2736 code for a protein of 911 amino acids. The transcript has a single exon.